AUGGGCAAGGAAAUGUCUGACUUGCCUCUCAAUCCAAUCGAUUGCGAAAACACCGAUGUAUCGCAGCACCCUUGGGCCAGUUUGUCCGAAUAUAUAAUUUAUAACGACGGGGAAGAGGCGGAUGCAUGGGCGGUAAUAGUGAACAAAGACUUGGGAGACACUCACUUUGACAAAAUCCUGGAAAAGCCGCCGCACGGGCUUGGAUCUCUUUGCAAAGUUGUCAUUGACUUGAUCUAUAUCUCCAUUGACCCAUGGAGGAUAUUGGAAGACGCGGGAAUGGCUUUCGCCAUGGGAACCAUUGGCGGUGGAACUUGGCACUUUGUUAAAGGCUAUCGGAACUCCCCAAUUGGAGAUAGGCUUCGUGGUGCUCUCAAGUCCAUGCAAUAUAGAGCACCGGUUCUUGGUGGUAAUUUUUCAGUGUGGGGAGGCAUGUUUUCCACAUUUGAUUGUGCCCUAAUAUCUCUGCGCCAAAAGGAAGAUGCUUGGAACGCCAUCGCAAGCGGUGCACUGACCGGGGGUGUUCUUGCAGCCAGAGGCGGCCCCGCCAUGUCCUUUAGAAGUGCCCUGAUUGGCGGUAUCUUUCUUGCACUUAUUGAGGGUGCCGCUUUGGGGUUGAAUAGGAUAUUUGCAGAACAAUAUCGGCCCCCUUCAACCGCCCCCUCAAGCUGA
Mitosporidium daphniae is the source of this 669-nucleotide messenger RNA. RefSeq lists its product as uncharacterized. Gene Ontology annotation, biological process: protein import into mitochondrial matrix. Gene Ontology annotation, cellular component: mitochondrial inner membrane; TIM23 mitochondrial import inner membrane translocase complex. Lineage: Eukaryota; Fungi; Microsporidia. The record is from RefSeq and is a predicted model, not a curated record. The transcript has 2 exons. Bases 1 to 669 code for a protein of 222 amino acids. Gene Ontology annotation, molecular function: transmembrane protein transporter activity.